CUUUUCAGGUUUACAUCUGGACUGAGCUGCACAACCUGCUCCCCGUCUAAAUCUAGCCCUCAGCGUACAUCCACAGUCCUGCUUAACGUAUUUACAGCUGAAAGAUGAAUUAUCGGCUCUCUGCGAUUCUUUUGCAGCAGUGUAAUAGUUAAAUCAGUGCCGAAUGCGUUAUUUGAUGUGGCGUGUGGUGCCUAAGCUUGAACAGUCCUCUACAGUGAGAAGAUGGCGUCGGACGGAGCGAAAGGGGAGCAGCCACCUCCGCUACAAACACUGGUAACCACUGGCCAUGGAAGCGUCGAUGCGAAAUGCGAGCUGAACAUCGACAACCUGAGCAAACCAGAGCUCCUGACCCUUCUGAGCAUCAUGGAGGGAGAACUUGAGGCCAGAGAUCUGGUCAUUGAAGCUCUUAGGGCUCGUAGGAAAGAAGUGUUCCUGCAGGAGCAAUAUGGACAGUUCAGUCUGACGGACCCGUUCCUUGCCCUGCAGAGGGACUUUGAGUCAGGGACGGGGUCAAAGGACCGCAGACCUGUUAGCGCGAAUCCCAUUACUGUGCUGGAAGCUGUUAUGGCCCAUUGCCGUAAGAUGCAGGAGAGGAUGUCUGCCCAGCUCUCGGCUGCUGAGAGCAGACAGAAGAGGCUUGAAAUGGAGAAACUGCAGCUGCAGAGCCUGGAGCAGGAACACAGGAAGCUGUCGGCUCAGCUGAAGGAUGAGCGAGAGAAAAAUAAACACGUGGUGAUGUCACUGGUGCAUGAAUGCAAGCAGCUAGCUGCUCGUGUAGUCGAAGAGAACCAGCGCUUUGAGGAGCUCUCAUCCUGCACUGAGCAGGAAGGCCGCUCCGUGGGACGACUGGAGGAAGAACUGGCAUAUGAACGACGUCGUAGCCAACAGAUGGAAGCGGAGAUGGAGAAACAGCUGGCCGAGUUUGACACAGAGCGAGAGCAGCUACGGUCCAGGCUUAGCCGCGAGGAGAUGCGUGCUGAGGAGCUGCGAGCUGAAAGUGAGAAUCUCCGCCAGCAGGUGGAGCAACUAAGAACUGAGCGAUGCAAAGACGCCCCGCCACUGCCUCCUGCCCCAGUUAAACCCAAGACUGUGACAUCUGUGGCUGUGGGCACCGAGGCCACUGUCUGCAAGACUGCCUCCUCUCAGACAGAUGUACCUCUGGAAAAUGAAGGGGCUAAGAAGGUACCACUUUCCAUCCCCGUCAAGCCUACAGGUUCCACCUAUGCUAGCAUGAACCUACCUAAAACUUCCAGUGUGGGGCGGGGGCUACACCACGGGAGCUCUCAGGCAGAAAAUGGAGGAGAAGGCCAAACGCAUGCGCAUGGUUCACAUUCACCUGGUAUGUCUGCUACCUUGCCGACUGGGGUCAGUCCACGUGUCCAGGCGGCCCGUUACAAAUUCCAACCCUCUGCUUCGGAGCAGGACCAAAAUGGAACUGCAAACCAGAGCCCCCCUUCCCGCGAUCUGUCCCCCACAAAUCGAGACAACUUUGCAGCCAAACAGCAGGCCCGCCACACAGUCACACAAGUUCUCUCCCGCUUUACAAGCCCUCCAUCAGGGGGCCCCCCUGCAGCCCUUCGCCCUGGUCUGCCACACUCCGCAUCUGAGGGGGGACCAUUCACCGGGCGUUUGGGCCACCCCCAGAUGGGCCUUAAAUCACCAACUGUGGCCCGCAUUGACCGGGGUAACCCACCUCCCAUCCCACCAAAAAAACCAGGACUGUCCCAGACACCUUCCCCUCCACACCCACCAAUCAAAGUAGUAGGUGAAGCCAGCAGGUCCCCAGGAACAGGACUGGGGGUGGGCCUUGCCAAAUCAACUGCCACCCCUCAGCUUCCACCAAAGCCCUCUUUAGAUUUGGGCGGUACAAUCCCAGCCUUGACUGCGUCACAGGUGGGUGCUUCCUGUACUAGCUGGCCAUGGGGGUCGCAGCCGACAGCAGCAUGUGUGGAGUGUCCCCCUGUCACCACCUCCUCCACAGCUACCAUUGUCAGUAGCCCCUCCAUAAACCCACCUAGUCUUACGUUCCAUAGUCCCCAGCACCCGGGCAGCCCCCUGGCAGCAGCAUCAGGCUGGUGUCCCUCCAUAGUCCCCUCGCUAACCUGCGGUGACCCCGUCCCCCUGGAUGACGGGCAAACCCUUCUCCUCCAAGCUGCUUCCCAGGGAAAUGUCACUUUAUUGUCUAUGCUGCUUAACCAAGAUCCACUAUUGGAUAUUCAUCACCAUCAACAUGAGUUAACCUCUGCCUUGAUCUCUGCUGCUCUUAAUGGAUACACAGACUGCUUAAAUUUGCUGCUGGCUUCAGGGGCAUCUGCUGAUGCUGUUGAUGAAACAGGAUUUUCGCCGUUACAUGCCGCUGCUGAAAAUGGUCACCAUGGGUGUGUGAGAGCUCUUGUGAAAUGCGGAGCUGAUUUGGAGAGAGAAUGUUCGCAGGGAAUGACCCCUCUGUACCUGGCCUGUGAACAGGGACAUGUGGAGUGUGUGAAAGUUUUGCUAGACGCAGGAGCGGACUGUUCACAUGUCACGACUGACAACUGCACGGCUCUGCACGCUGCAGUUAGUUCAGGUCAUGUGGGCCCUCUGAAGCUCCUGCUACACCACCCAUCUCCUGAACCAGACCUGGGUCUCCCUGCAUCUCCUUCAGGCCCCAACCAGGAGCUCCAACACCCUGGCAUAACCAGGGCCAGUCAAAUUCUCAACCACAGUAACCAGGAUGGCUGGACUGCUGCCCAUUUUGCUGCAUCCAGGGGCUACAAGAAAUGCCUGGAGGUUUUGUGUAACCACAGUCAACAGGACAUGGAGAUGAGGGAUAAAUGCAAUCGCACCAUACAUGAUGUUGCCACAGAUGACUGCAAAGACCUACUAGAGAACCUGGAUUGGUACAUAGUGGUUGUACAGGUGCUCAUGAGCUCACCGGAGCGUCUUUGCCCUGUGGAUCUCCUAGAGGAUGGCUGCGCUGUUGGCAAAGUUACAAUUCAGCGCCAUACUAGCUGGGAAGGACUAACAGGAAGCUUGAGUCAUCUGCUGACCAGUCACCUCCAGCUAAUUUGUGGGAGCUGGGAACUGGAGGAAGCUCUGGGCAGGGCAGACACUUUGGGGCUCUCUUCUAACAGCAUGGCCUCUGUAGUUAUAGGUGAUGCUGUAUGGUUGCCAGGGCAGGAGCUGCCUCAGUCUCCUUGGGACCUCGUUCGGAAGCGUCUGAGUCGACGCAUUACCAUACAUCUUAAAGGUGGGCGUUGUAGCCAUUUCAUUCAGUGGUUGGUGAGGCUUUGGAAUGCAGUGAUAGUUCCACGGGUCGAGGAUGCUGUUAUAUCUAGAGUAACAGCCAAACGCUCUCCCUCCCAAAGACGGUCUCCCAACAACAAAGGUCUGAGCCCAGGUCAGAGGGCGGUAGUCAAAGCAGCUCUCAAUAUCCUGCUGAAUAAGGCUGUGCUGCAGGGCUGCCCGCUGCCCAGAACAGAGAUUGACAGGUUCUUACCAGAGUUCCAGGGAGGAUGUUUCCCUCUUUCCACCAUUGGCUCUGCCUACAGGAAAGGUGGCAGAAAAGGACGCGAUAAUGGCGCUUGGAGACGAGCCAAUACCAGUCCAAGGAAGAAAGGAAGCCCCGCCUCUGGGAGGAGCUCUAGCUGCUCUUUAAGAGAAGGAUCUCUGGCCAAUUCAAGCGCUCACUCAAUGAUAAAUGUCAAUCAUGCAAGACUCAGUGAAGGAGUUGCUGUGGGUCUGUCACUCUGCUCUGAUGAUGAGACGGAUCUCAUCAGAGAACUCCAGACCAUGUGCUCUAGCAAAUCUGAGCCAGACAUAAGCAAGAUUGCUCUUUUUAAAGAGGACUUCAUCAUGCUUCCAGACUCGAUUCCGCCCACUCCUCAGAGGAGUGAUGCCGAGGUCACGCAGCCCCAAACAUGCCCUGUAACAACAGAGUGCGCUGUGGAUAUGCCCCAUCCUCCACCACAGAAGAUCGACAGUAGUCACACUUCUCCUCAGCGAGUGACAAGGCCCAGAUCGCAUCUGCCCAUCCCCAGCAGCAGAGGGGCUCAGCAGGUGAACACCUCUAGCAGCAGUUCCCUUCAGAGUCACAGCAGCAGCCCUAGCAGAGCCUCCACGAGCAGCAGAGCAAGGCAGCCCCCAUCCCAUAACAACAGAAACAACUUCUCACAAGACGACAUCUGGUUCCUGGACCCCAGCUGUAAUGAAAACUACAGUAACCGUUGAUAGACACCUCCCACUGCCCUCCCUUUGCCCUCAGUCUUUUAUGUUGUGAAGUUUGGUUACUGGCAGCAUUUUAGUAUUUGUACAUGUUGUCCAUACUUGUUACACUAUAUUACAUUGUGUACUUUGGGACCAUAGUUUUAAUAUAUUCAACUGUUUAAGUAAAGAACUCUGAGGAAAAAAAAGUACGAUGAGCUAACAGGAGAAAGACUGCUUGAACGUUUUACAAUUUGCCUUUUAGGUCAAAUGUUUUGGAUCAAAGUAAGAGCUGGUAGUGUUUUUGCUCUUUAGUAUUUACAAUCAAUCAUGUUUUAUGUUUAAAUAAGUGAAAGUUUUAAAAACUGUCGAAAAUCAGGGUUUUACCAAAUAUGUGUAAAUAAGAACUGGGAACUUAAAUGUUGUAUAGAUUGGUGUGUGCGUGUGCGUGCGUGUGUGUGUGUGAUACUGCGCUUGUACAUUGGAGGACUUUUGAAGGGAAAAUGAGAAGUGUAUAUAUUGUUUGUAUUAUUAAAUUUUGGUUCAUAUUUUUUCACUCGUUUCCAAAUGAACUGAAUGUGGCAAUAAGUACCGCCAUUGCGAUCACAGGAUAUUUUGUUUUUGUCCAUUAAGCCAUAAUUGGUAUUUUCAAUUACUCUCAUGCGUGCUCAGUGACUGGCUUGAACUUUGACUUUGUGAAACCCAACUAUGAAAUCGGAAGCGGCGCGCAUUAACUUUUCGUUUGUCUUCUAUAUUGAACAUUUAGGAUAAACAAGUAUUAUUUUAAAGUCAGUAUUGUUCAUACUGAAGAGAUUAUAGUCGACCUCUGAUGUUUAAAUGUAUUAUAGUUGUCGGAUGAGGUUCAGAGAAGUUGUCCUGUUUCCUCCAAGCACAACAAUUAAAAAUGCACUAUCCUAGACAUCA
This is a messenger RNA of Sinocyclocheilus grahami, 5106 nucleotides long. Its product is annotated as cortactin-binding protein 2-like. Lineage: Eukaryota; Metazoa; Chordata; Actinopteri; Cypriniformes; Cyprinidae. The coding region runs from base 223 to 4209 and encodes 1328 amino acids. Gene Ontology annotation, molecular function: protein phosphatase 2A binding. The record is from RefSeq and is a predicted model, not a curated record. The transcript is spliced from 17 exons. Gene Ontology annotation, cellular component: actin cytoskeleton. Gene Ontology annotation, biological process: protein dephosphorylation.